AUGUUGUCCCUCGGCAAACUUGCCGGCAUCGCCGCGCUCUUCGUACCUGCAGUGCUCGCCUGUAACGGCUACACUGGUGGUCUACCCACACCCACCUCGACCAAGACCAACAGCCAAGUAAUCACUAUCGCCGCUGGUCAGACUUUCGAUUGUGGCUGGGCUAAGUAUGACCGUGGUAGCGGAGCUUGCAACGACCAGGCUGAGGGUGGUGAUGCUGAUGCCGUCUUCCUGCUGAAGAAGGGUGCUACUCUCAAGAACUGCAUCAUAGGCAAGAACCAAGCCGAGGGUGUCCACUGCGAUGGUGCUUGCACACUGGAAUUCGUUUGGUUCGAGGAUGUCUGCGAGGAUGCUAUCACUGUCAAGAACGAUGUUUCUGGCGACCAGUCUUGGAUCAUCGGUGGUGGUGCCUACAAGGCAGCCGAUAAGGUCGUCCAACACAACGGCUGCGGUACUGUUAAUAUCAUCAACUUCUACGUCAACGACUACGGCAAGCUGUACCGUUCUUGCGGUAACUGCUCCAAGCAAUGCAAGCGCAAUGUCUACAUCGAGGGCGUGACUGCCGUCAACGGCGGUGAGCUUGCUGGUAUCAACUCCAACUACGGGGACACUGCGACGAUCAAGAAUGCCUGCUAUGACACCAAGACUCCUUGCCAGAUGUACAACGGGUGUGCUGGAGGCUGCGAGCCCACAAAGAGCGGGACAUGCUCUGGUUAA
Messenger RNA from Macroventuria anomochaeta, 714 nucleotides. Its product is annotated as polysaccharide lyase family 3 protein. Bases 1 to 714 code for a protein of 237 amino acids. Gene Ontology annotation, biological process: pectin catabolic process. Lineage: Eukaryota; Fungi; Ascomycota; Dothideomycetes; Pleosporales; Didymellaceae. The record is from RefSeq and is a predicted model, not a curated record. Gene Ontology annotation, molecular function: pectate lyase activity. Gene Ontology annotation, cellular component: extracellular region. The transcript has 3 exons.